UUUUUUUCAUGCUUUUAGAAGAAAACAUUCAAAGCAAUGGCCCCAACCUUCGCCUACUGGGAUUCUCGAGGCUUGGGCCAAGUGACCCGCAACCUUCUGGUCUACAAGGGCGUGCCCUUUCAAGACAAGCGCUACAAAAAGGGACCGCCUCCCGAAUACAGUCGCGACGAAUGGCUGGCCGACAAGUUCUCCCUGGGCCUCAAGUUCCCGAAUCUGCCCUACUACAUCGAUGGGGACGUCAAGCUCACACAGAGUGUGGCCAUCUUGCGUUAUCUCGCAAGAAAGUACGACCUGGGUCCUAGGAAUGAGGAGGAAACCAGAGAGCUGGACGUCCUCGAGCAACAGGCUCGGGACCUCGCCACCAACCUGAUCCGCAGUUUUCUCCCUGGUGUCAACUUGCAAGAAGCCCGUAAGAAGUACGAGGAGAACAUGGGGAACGUACUCAAACCCUGGGCGGACCACCUGGCCAAUCGAAAGUGGGCCGUGGGCGACAGGGUCACCUACGUCGACUUCCUGGUGUACGAGGCUCUAGACUGGAACCACGAGUUCUGCGCUGCGGCCUUCAAGGACUUCCCGGCUCUGGAGCAGUACCUCAAGAGGUUCGAAGCGCUGCCCAACAUUAAGGAGUACUUCGCGUCGGACAAGUACAAAAAGUGGCCCAUCACGGCCCCUCACUUUCUGUGGGGUUUCAAGAAGUAAUAAAACUGUUUCACAGGCUGCACUGGCUUAAGAAUA
Molecule: messenger RNA, 735 nt
Organism: Ixodes scapularis (black-legged tick)
Lineage: Eukaryota; Metazoa; Arthropoda; Arachnida; Ixodida; Ixodidae
Product: glutathione S-transferase Mu 4
Exons: 2
Coding region: 37-699 (220 amino acids)
Biological process (GO): glutathione metabolic process
Molecular function (GO): glutathione transferase activity
Source: RefSeq, a predicted model, not a curated record